AUGAAAGAAUUUCUAAAAGAAAAACAAACAUGCCAUGAAGUUUCAGCUCGAUUAAUUUCUCAUAUAAUCAUCCCAUAUUACAUUCUCAUCAUGUGUACUUUACUUUUCGUGAUUCUGCGGAAAGAAUCGAACCGAGUUUCGUCAUUCCAAGCAGCUAUCGCUGAAAAACAGAAUGAAAAGGAACAGCAGGCGGACACGUAUUUCCGUUCCCUCCGGCAUCAAUGGGGAACCUAG
Molecule: messenger RNA, 234 nt
Organism: Haemonchus placei
Lineage: Eukaryota; Metazoa; Nematoda; Chromadorea; Rhabditida; Trichostrongylidae
Source: the annotation of a GenBank genome assembly